AUGAUUGCACCACAUCAUCGUUACCUCAAGUCCGAAUGCUUCCCACGAGGAGCGAAUUCUGAUUUCCCUCCUUGCUUCGUCGAAACUAGAACGGUCGAUGAAGAAGAGGCAGCUGAUCCGGUCAUGACUCUAGAGAGAGUAGCAGUAGAAGCAACAUGCCAACGAUUAGAUGGACGCAGUCUGGCACUUGAGGAGGAGGAAUAG
Molecule: messenger RNA, 204 nt
Organism: Linum trigynum
Lineage: Eukaryota; Viridiplantae; Streptophyta; Magnoliopsida; Malpighiales; Linaceae
Source: the annotation of a GenBank genome assembly